Ruditapes philippinarum (Manila clam) is the source of this 658-nucleotide messenger RNA. Its product is annotated as guanylate-binding protein 5-like. The transcript has 4 exons. The record is from RefSeq and is a predicted model, not a curated record. Gene Ontology annotation, molecular function: GTP binding; GTPase activity. Lineage: Eukaryota; Metazoa; Mollusca; Bivalvia; Venerida; Veneridae. The coding region runs from base 209 to 658 and encodes 149 amino acids.
CAAAAAUGAUCACGCAUGUUACAUUUAGUUGCUUUGAUUAUGUUACCCAAAUAUGAAACUUUAUUUGGAUGAAAGGAACAGAACUUGAACAGUUUAAACGGAACAUAAAAAUAGUUAAUAUAGUUACAUAAUCGUUGGUAUUCUGACUGCGAUCAAAUAGAUCAUCAGAAGGCUCUGUAGACCAAGCAAUGUUUGUCAAUAUUCAGUAAUGGCUCUGGGAAAAGAAUUAGUUACUUACGAAAUUUCCGGUAAUCUUCGACUACAACAUGAGGGGCUAGCGGUAGUUAAAGCAAUACCUGGUGAUUUUGGCAUAAAAGUGAUUGCUGCAGUUGGACCAGGGCGGAUAGGGAAAUCAUCACUCUUGAAUCAAUUAAGCAGAAAAGAUUCAUUUGGUGUGGGAUCCACAACAAGAAGGGUUACAAAAGGAAUAUGGAUAGACGUGAUACUGGAUUAUGCAACGAGAAUUGCAACCGUUUUCAUUGACGUUGAGGGAUUUGGUGAUCCUGAUAGGGAUGAUGCCAGUGCUAGUGACUCUCGUCUGAUGUUUAUUGUAUGUCAAAUGUGUGAUGUUGUUAUUUACAAUACAAAAGGAGUGUAUGACACCGAUUUAGUAAGAAAACUAGAGUAUCCUUUUGGUUACAAAUACUUGAUGGUUUGA